CUCAAGAAUAUGGGUGAAAACAUGUGCAAUUAGCGGUCUAUCAACUUGGUGGACGCAGGCUACAUGCGGCCAUCGAAGUCGCCUUUUGGGGCACCGGUGCUGUUCCAAAAGAAGAAGGAAGGGUCGUUGCGCAUGUGCAUCGACUAUAGAGCCAUCAACAAGUUGGCAGUGAAGAACAAGUGGCCGAUUCCCAACAUUGCCGACUUGUUCGACCAGCUUGGAGAAGCGAUGUGGUUCACCAAGCUUGAUCUUCGCUCGGGCUACUAUCAAGUGCGGAUAGCAGAGGGCGACGAGCCAAAGACGGCUUGCGUGACGAGGUAUGGCUCUUACGAGUUUCUUGUGAUGCCAUUCGGUCUCACCAACGCACCAACCACGUUUUGCACUUUGAUGAAUCAAGUGUGCGAGCCAUUCUUGGACCAGUUUGUCGUGGUCUACUUGGAUGACAUCGUCGUGUAUAGCAAAACACUCGAUGAGCAUGCCGAGCAUCUACGCCAAGUCUUUCAAGUCCUUCGCGACAACGAGUUAUACGUCAAGAGGGAGAAGUGCUUAUUUGAAGCCACGGAGGUUCCAUUCUUGGGGCACAUCAUUGGUGGAGGCAAUUUGAAGAUGGAUGGGGCGAAGGUGCAGGCAAUCCAAGAAUGGGAGCCGCCGACGAAGGUGCCAGAGUUGCGGUUAUUCCUCGUCCUUGCCAACUACUAUCGGAGGUUUAUCAAGGGCUACUCCAACAUUGCAUCAUCCUUGACGGAUCUCUUGAAGAAGAACAAGGCGUGGGAUUGGUCGGAAAGGUGCCAAGAAGCAUUCGAGGCCUUGAAGACAGCAGUGAUGAAGGAGCCCGUGCUCGUGCUCCCCAACCCGAUGUUGGCCUACGAAGUGCAGACCGAUGCAUCCGACUUCGCGAUUGGAGGUGUGUUGAUGCAAGAUGGGCAUCCCAUUGCCUUCGAGAUUCGGAAGCUCAGCGAGACGGAGAGGCGAUACACAGUUCAAGAGAAGGAGAUGACGGCUGUGGUGCAUUGCUUGCGCACAUGGAGGCACUACUUGUUGGGGUCAAAUUUCGUAGUGAAGACGGACAACGUGGCAACGAGCUACUUUCUGACGCAGAAGAAGCUCACCCCUAAGCAAGCGAAGUGGCAAGACUUUUUGGCCGAGUUCGACUUUGUCUUGGAGUACAAUCCAGGCAAGGAGAAUUUUGUUGCAGAUGCUCUUAGCCGCAAGAGUGCAGCCGCAAGCAUCAGCCAGCCCAUGUUUCCUUUGAAGGAGCGGAUCGUCGAAGGCCUUGGACAUGACCCCUUCGCCAAAACCAUAGCGGAGUACAUCAAGCAAGGUAAGACUCGACGGUUUUGGAUGAAGGAUGGGCUCAUCAUGACCAAGAGAGAGCGAGUGUUCGUGCCAAGAUGGGCCAACUUGAGAAAGGAGAUCAUGAAGGACUUCCAUGAUUCCAAGUGGGCGGGUCAUCCCGGCAUCGAGAGAACGCAAGCGCUCAUCGAAGAAGCAUACUUCUGGCCAUGAGAGACGACGUGGAGAUGUAUGUGAAGACUUGUCUUGUGUGCCAACAAGACAAGAUGGAUUAGAGAAGCCCGACAGGCUUACUAGAGCCC
Molecule: messenger RNA, 1595 nt
Organism: Linum trigynum
Lineage: Eukaryota; Viridiplantae; Streptophyta; Magnoliopsida; Malpighiales; Linaceae
Source: the annotation of a GenBank genome assembly